Messenger RNA from Vespula pensylvanica (western yellowjacket), 2742 nucleotides. RefSeq names its product transmembrane and ubiquitin-like domain-containing protein 1. NCBI's taxonomy places the organism in Eukaryota, Metazoa, Arthropoda, Insecta, Hymenoptera, Vespidae. The transcript has 4 exons. Bases 326 to 1372 code for a protein of 348 amino acids. The record is from RefSeq and is a predicted model, not a curated record. Gene Ontology annotation, molecular function: protein binding.
CGCUAUCAUCUUCUGCUAUAUACGUAUUUCAAUGGUCUGUUGCUUUUUCGUAUUGAUAACAGCUUGAACAUGUUUCUUAAAUAAUAUAUAUUGCUACUUGUCAUAAACUAUCUGCGUCAUGCACAGAUGUUUAUAGAUACAAUAUUUAUAGCUGUUUUGUCAAUUUUAUUUUGUAUUGUAUAAAAUUGUUUACGAUUUUUGUAAAUUAACACAAGCGCGGCCUUGAUUGUGGUAUAAAUAAAAAUAGUCGUAAACAAGACUAAAGAAAAGUGUAAAUUUAGUACAUAAUUUAAAACAUAACGUUCUUGUAGAUUAUUAAAACAAGAUGUCUUUAAUAGAGGGUGUUGGUGAUGAAGUUACAGAUUUUUUUAUUGCUUUGAGUAUUAUACUGGUGGCUUGGUUCGCAUGGUGUUCUACAAAUAUUGCAGAUCAACCAAUAAUACGCACAGUACUUAUAUUGCAACAUCGAACACGCACAAGUAUUACAGAAUUAAGAGCAAGUCAGAACACCAAUACUCUUAAUCAAUCUCGUAAUUUGGAAAUAUCAGAUGAAAAUUCUAUGGAAACAAAUACUAUUGAAAGUAAUAAUUCAGAAGCAAGUUGUCCGGAAACAUCUAUUGCAGAUGCCACUACUCCAGCAUUACGAAGAGUACCAGAAGCUACCACUUCUGAAGAGGUCCUCAUUGAAACUAUGGAUUCCUUUAAUAAUGAAGAGACAAUAGCGUUAGAAAAAUCUAACGAGGAAAGUUCUACAGAUGACUCUAAUAAGUCUGAGUCAAUGCAUCCUAGUACAACAGGAUGUACAACUGAAAACUUGUCAACUGCCAAUGCUAAUGAAAUUAGUAUAAAACUGAAAUUCAUAAAUGAUGAUCAAAAAGUAGUGACUGGAAGUCUUAAGGAAAUGCUUGGAGAGUUCAAAAGGCGACAUUUUCAAGUAGAACUUGAGUCACAAAAAUUGGUGCGCUUAGUAUUUAAAGGUCAAGUGCUUCAACCAGAUAGUCAAACAUUAGAACGAUGCGGUCUUUAUAAUCACUGUGUAGUUCAUUGCUUAGUACAUCAACCACGACCAGCUACAACAUCAUCACAGCCGCAUACAUUGGAUGAAUCAUCAAUUUAUUUCAAUCCACAGACUUUUCAAAAUCUCCCUGCGAGUACUGGAAUCAGCUCAGUACAUAAUGAAUGGGAUUUAAGCAGGCUUUUAGUGAGCAUUUUGACUCUUAUUUUAGGUCUUGCUUGGUAUUCUCGUUACCACUACGCGCAAUUAUUUACUGCGACAACUACACUUGCAUUAUAUGCACUCACUGCAAUAUUUACAGUUUCUUUAUUUAGCAACUUUUUCCCUGAUCAAGAUAGCAUUAGAAACAUUGAGUGAAUUGAUGUUACUGUCUUAUUAUUCAGACAACUGUGUGAACAAAUUUUAUUGAUCAUAAGUAAGUAAAAGAAAUUGAUCUUUAGCACUUGUCUUACUUAUCGAUUUAUGCAGAAAUAUCGUGGGGUAUAAUGAAUAAACAAAUAAAAAAAUGUGAUUUUUUUAAUAGCUUGCAAGUAACUUGCUAAAAUAAAAUGAAGAGUAAAAACUCAAACAAGUGAUUAAUAUACAUGUAUAAUAAUGUAGUAAAGUAUGAAGUCUUUAUUGAAUUAUUUGUUAGUUUUAAUGAUUACUCAUAAUCUCUAAAGAAAAGAAAAGAAAAAAAAAAAUUCAGAAAAUUUACAUACCUGUUGAUUAUUUUAUGAAAAAAGUAGCAACCAAAAGGAUAGAAUGUGGUUGCAUGCUGGUGCUUUCUUAUGUUAUUAUUUGUUCAAUUACUUUUAUGUAUUUGUCAAUAUAAUUAUUAUUUUGGAUAUAUCUGGUUGAUACAUUGGAUUAUUAUUUUUCAAAAGAUAUUUGUAAUUUAUAAAUACAUUUAAAAAGUUAUUACUGGCAUUUAAAACUGUUGAUGACUGUUAAAUGUAUUAAUAAUAUAUGUAUUACUGUAAAUGUAUUAAUAAUACAAUUAGUAAACAAAAUAAAUUAUAAAAUAUAUAUACUUAUCAUAUGUCGUAGUUAAGUAUGAGCAUUAAAAAAAAUAUCUAAUUAUCUUAUGUUGCAGCUAUUUCUAAUGUGAAAAUAUUUGCAAGUGAAGUGAUCCAGAUGCAAGUAAUAAGUCAUUUUAUUAUUGAAAUGAUUAAAAUAAGUGUAACCUUGCUUUUUAAACAUGAGUCAUAAUCACAUUCCAAUUGAUAUAAUAGUACUAUUCUUAUUAUGAAAAGAAAUAACGAAAGUACGAUAAUCACAAUUUUAAGUGUUUCGUGUUAUUUCUUACUUUUUAAAAAUAGGAAUAAUAUAUUUACAUGUUAAAGUAUAUCACAUGAUAUAUAAAAUGUCUUCUUUAUGUAUUUAGUACAAUUAAAUAUUUUCUCUGUUAUAAUUUUGUUUGGUUUAAUGAUGGUGCAAUGAAAGUGAAAUAUAUAUAAUUAUCUUGGAAAAAAUUUGUAAUAGGAUAAUAAUACAUGAUAUAAUGACUUAUUUAUAAUUUUGUAAAGUAUUACAAAAUAAAAUAAUCAAUUAUGUAAUUAUUUCUGAUAUUUCUGAUAUUAUUGGUUAAUGUUGAUGAAGUAUAACAGAAAAUCUAUAUAAUAUUUUAAACAUGUUUCUUACAUUUAUGUAUUGUAUACGAAAUAUGUUAUAGAAAACUUAAAAAAUUCAGUUAAUAAAAUUGUAAUUGUUUGAUAUGAUAUGAAUAAAUAUUUAUUUAUUUGAUA